Epinephelus lanceolatus (giant grouper) is the source of this 1511-nucleotide messenger RNA. It is a transcript of the gene coq4, whose product is annotated as coenzyme Q4 homolog (S. cerevisiae). The record is from RefSeq and is a predicted model, not a curated record. Gene Ontology annotation, cellular component: mitochondrion; mitochondrial inner membrane. Gene Ontology annotation, biological process: ubiquinone biosynthetic process. NCBI's taxonomy places the organism in Eukaryota, Metazoa, Chordata, Actinopteri, Perciformes, Serranidae.
AUGAGGGCGGAGUCACUCCCUCAGCAGUGUAUUCACUCAAACAGACUAACUCCGUCCCUUUGCCAGGGCUGCCCCGGAGUCAAAAACUAGUGUGACAUCAAAGUGACGCAUGCGCAUUAGCGUCCACAAUGUCGCUGUGCGUAUGUAGACCUUUACAACGAUUCGUACAGCGACAAAACGGGUUGAUCUCCAAAGCAGUGUGCGUCCACAAGCUGUACAGUAGCGGCAGUGUGUACACAGACAGCUGCUAUGAUGGGUUCUAUCCCGGACAUAUCCAAACCACCCCCAUCCAGAAAGCCCUGCUGGCUGUCGGGUCAGGUGUGGCAGCACUACAGAAUCCCUACAGGCAUGACAUGGUUGCAGUGCUUGGAGAGACAACAGGACACCUAGCAUUGGUAAAUCUCAGAGACAAGAUGAGAAAUGACCCUGAAGGCUACACUAUCCUAAUAGAAAGGCCGAGGAUCCGGCUUUCCACACUCGAUAUGAAGGAGAUGGCCUCACUGCCUGAUGGCUCUUUUGGCAGAGAAUACCUUCGCUUUCUGGAGGACAAUCGCGUGACCCCUGACACAAGGGCAGACGUGAAGUUUGUGGAUGACGAGGAGCUAGCUUACGUCAUGCAAAGAUACAGAGAGGUUCAUGAUUUGCUGCACACCUUACUGGGAAUGCCCACCAACAUGCUGGGUGAAGUGGCGGUGAAAUGGUUUGAAGCUGCUCAGACUGGGCUCCCCAUGUGUGCCCUGGGAGCUGUGUUGGGCCCACUGCGGCUGAACACAAGCCGUUUACAGUUGCUGUUUACAUCCUUGGGCCCGUGGGCUCUGCAGAACGGUCGCCGGGCCCGCUGCGUCCUCAACAUCUUCUACGAGAGACGAUGGGCACAGAGCAUCGAAGACCUCAGACAAGAGCUCAACAUAGAGCCACCUCCUGUCAUAGUCAGUGCUGCCAACAAGAGGAACACCUGAGAAAGACUGUAAAAGAUGAUUCAGGAAUCACCAGACAAAAUUCUCUUCACAGUGGACAAACCAGAAAUGAUUUAAGUGUUAUACUGUGGGGAAGGACGGUAUUAACUACAGAGGAAAUUAGGAAAUUUCACACUUGCCAAACUUUGGUUUGAUGGCUUUUCCCUAAAAUUGUGAAUCAUUGUGAGUGCAGUAAUUUCAGCCGAUGAAAUGUAAGAGUUUUUGGUCCGCUGGACCAGUGGUUUCUCCCCAAAGGGUCACCAGAUCAGUCUGAGAGAUCAUGAGCUGAUCGGAAAAAAAAGACGAAGAAACUAAGUCCUGAUACAUAUUUUUUUGGGACGUUUUUCUUUAUGCGCUUGUGUUGUGAAAUAGUAGAUAAUUUUAUCUCAGUUAUAGUGAGCCAAAAAAGUUGGAGCCACAGCUGUAGACAGCAGGUCUGGUUCAACAGGUCUUGUUGAGUCACUGUCUGUUGGUGAGAGUUGUAUGUUGUAAUGUUUUUUAUUUGUAUCAAUGAGAAAAAUGAAUUAAAAAGAAUGAAUUAUGUCUGUUAUUAAA